ACACAGUGAAUGAUGAAGAUGUUAGUUGCAAACCUGCUGGUGAUUUUCUUGGCUGCCGUUCAUGCGGCUCCAGAGUCUCGCAUAGUUGGCGGGGUGAAAGCCGACAAGGGUGAGUGGCCCUGGCAGAUGGCGUUGUAUGCUUCUGGCAGAUUUAGCUGUGGUGCUUCAAUUGUGGCUGCGACUUGGGGAGUCACAGCUGCCCACUGCGUUGGAGGACUUCCUGUUACUUACAAAAUUCUGGCCGGCACAAACACCAACAACUUGAUUUGUUCGGUUGGUCACUGUGUUACCAGGUCUCUGAGGAACGCUACAAGACACCCGGAAUACAGUGGAAGUGGAGCUUUAGGCUAUCCCAACGACAUUGCCUACAUAUCAUGGGCGGAGCCUAUUAAUGAAGUUUCAACAGUCAACAUGACGGUCAAAUACGUUCAAAGAGCCACCUCAACCAACUAUGUUGGCAAAAACUGCUACAUUACUGGAUGGGGAAGAUUGAUAGGGGGUGGAGUUUUGCCAAAAGAUCUCGUGGAAUCAAAAAUUGAUGUCAUCACUAAGGAACAAUGCCAGGCUAAAUGGGGAUCCAGAAUUACAGACAAGCACGUGUGCGUUCAUGAUUUGAAAGAUUACUCUUCAGGCGCAUGCAAUGGUGAUUCUGGCGAUCCUCUGGUCUGCGAGGACUCACCAAAAGUGUGGAAGCUGGUUGGAGCAACGUCGUGGGGCUCAGCCGGUUGUGGAACUAGCAUGCCAUCCGUCUACACUAGGAUUUCAUCCUACAACCAGUGGCUCGAUUCCCAAGCAAAACCUUAAGUUACAAGGCUCUUAAUCCGGAAUUCUGUUUUUAAGAAACUGCAGUGAAAUGCUUUUUCAAUAAUUGACAAUUAUUUUAAUUUUUGGAAUUUUAAUUAUAGACAUUUAAUAUUUGGAAUAAUAAAUAUAUCUUAAAACUCUUA
Molecule: messenger RNA, 947 nt
Organism: Helobdella robusta
Lineage: Eukaryota; Metazoa; Annelida; Clitellata; Rhynchobdellida; Glossiphoniidae
Exons: 7
Coding region: 10-804 (264 amino acids)
Biological process (GO): proteolysis
Molecular function (GO): serine-type endopeptidase activity
Source: RefSeq, a predicted model, not a curated record